Messenger RNA from Austrofundulus limnaeus, 1109 nucleotides. RefSeq names its product phosphoglycerate mutase 2 (muscle) (gene pgam2). Gene Ontology annotation, biological process: glycolytic process. Gene Ontology annotation, molecular function: intramolecular phosphotransferase activity. Lineage: Eukaryota; Metazoa; Chordata; Actinopteri; Cyprinodontiformes; Rivulidae. Bases 86 to 853 code for a protein of 255 amino acids. The transcript has 3 exons. The record is from RefSeq and is a predicted model, not a curated record.
UGUUGGUCAGUCAGUGUGAGCAGCUUAGAGGGGCUGAGGGCUCUGUGUCUGCUUUAAGUUCAACUUUAGGAGAAACUUGUGAGAAAUGGCCGGAGUUCAUCGCUUAGUCAUCGUCCGCCACGGAGAGAGCUCCUGGAACCAGGAGAACCGCUUCUGUGGCUGGUUCGACGCCGACCUCAGCGAGAAGGGCUUGGAGGAGGCCAAGCGCGGGGCCCAGGCCAUCAAAGAGGCAGGCAUGAAGUUCGACGUGUGCUACACCUCCGUGCUCAAACGGGCCAUCAGGACCCUGUGGACCAUCAUGGAGGGCACGGACCAGAUGUGGCUGCCCGUGAUCCGCACCUGGCGUCUGAACGAGCGUCACUACGGAGGCCUCACCGGCCUCYACAAGGCCGAGACGGCCGAGAAGCACGGCGAGGAGCAGGUGAAGAUCUGGCGCCGCUCCUUCGACAUCCCACCCCCACCCAUGGACAAGGACCACCCUUACCACAAAAUCAUCAGUGAGUCGCGACGUUACAAAGGCCUGAAGCCCGGUGAGCUGCCCACCUGUGAGUCCCUGAAGGACACCAUCGCACGCGCCCUGCCUUUCUGGAAUGAUGUCAUCGCUCCUGAAAUCAAAGCGGGCAAGAAUGUUAUCAUUGCAGCCCACGGAAACAGCCUCCGUGGCAUCGUCAAGCACUUGGAGGGUAUGUCUGACGCAGCCAUCAUGGAGCUGAACCUUCCCACAGGAAUUCCAAUCGUGUAUGAGCUGGACGCAGACCUGAAGCCGGUCAAGCCCAUGUCUUUCCUCGGUGAUGAGGAGACAGUAAAGAAGGCCAUGGAGGCCGUGGCUGCCCAGGGCAAAGUCAAGAAGUAAAUCCACCUGCCUCGGAGGCUCCACAAAUAGGCAGAGACUUCUCAAUUGUUAUUCUUCUCACUUUUCCUCUAAUUGUCCAUCCUCAUAUUUCAUUCCAAAUGGGGAAAAUGGUUAAUGGUUCUUUGGGAGAAGAGCCAGGCCCUGCAUUUUACACAGUCACACACCACUCAGCCCUUUUAAAUUGUGGUCAGGAUCUACUUUGUAGGGCUCUCGCCGCUCUGGCACAACCAAUAAAGUCGUCAUGUUUUUACAUAGA